AUGGCGAUGGAGCUGAGACUUGAAGAGUGUGACAGCUGUCCAAUCUGUUUGGAAGCGAUCGCUGCUGAAGAUGCAGUUAUGCGGUGCCAUGGCGCCACGGGCGGUCACCAUCGGCUGCACCAUUAUUUUCAUGCAGACUGCCUGCGUCAGUGGAUCCAGACGGCCUCAGAUCCAAAGUGUCCGAUGUGCCGCAGCAACCUGCAACUGCACGGCGCGCGCUUGGAGUCUUUCCUCGAAGGCUCCACAUCAUUAUCCGAUGACGACCGAACGUAUUUGCAAGCUCUUCUGGAUGGUGCAAAUGCUCGGCAAGACUGGAGCGACAUGACGUUCGUGGAGCGCACAGGAUACUUCGGAAGUCUGGCAGCAUCUGCGGCUGCAGGGUUUGCACAGGUCCUUCUGAUCAGAAAUUAUGGCCGGGCUAUGGGUGGCAUUGCGACCAGGGCAGACCUGCGUGUGGCCCAGCUGGCUGGCGCAGGAGCUGCGGUGGCUUUCCGCUUCUGGCGCGGCAUAUGA
Molecule: messenger RNA, 513 nt
Organism: Symbiodinium natans
Lineage: Eukaryota; Dinophyceae; Suessiales; Symbiodiniaceae
Source: the annotation of a GenBank genome assembly